Messenger RNA from Trichobilharzia regenti, 2053 nucleotides. The record is from the annotation of a GenBank genome assembly. NCBI's taxonomy places the organism in Eukaryota, Metazoa, Platyhelminthes, Trematoda, Strigeidida, Schistosomatidae.
UGAUGUUGCGAAUACAGGUUGGAAACUUUGUAACUAUCAUGAACACUUGAACGUAUUCCUAACAAGUUUUGUUUUACUUCGUAAUUGUGGUUUGACCACGCGGUGUGCACCUCGUUACUUUACUUCACUGAGAUUGCAAUGGCGUCAACUAACGGUGGGACGGAGAUAUCUCAAGCAGAUAAAAAUGUUGAGAUGUGGCGUAUCAAAAAGCUGAUCAAAAGUUUGGAGUCUGCCAGGGGUAAUGGAACGAGUAUGAUUUCUCUUAUCAUCCCUCCGAAGGAUCAGGUAACAAGAGUUGCAAAACUGUUAGCUGAAGAGUACGGAACAGCUUCCAAUAUAAAGAGUAGAGUGAAUCGACUAUCUGUUUUGAGUGCCAUAACGUCAGUACAACAGCGACUGAAACUGUAUACAAAGGUUCCCACAAAUGGGCUUGUUGUUUAUUGCGGCACUAUAGUUACUGAAGAUGGCAAAGAAAAGAAGGUCAAUAUUGACUUUGAGCCCUUCAGACCAGUUAACACUUCUCUGUAUUUGUGUGAUAAUAAGUUUCAUACAGAGGCUCUGGUAGCUCUGCUGGCGGACGACAGCAAGUUCGGCUUUAUUGUCGUUGACGGUAACGGUGCAUUAUUUGGAACGUUGUCGGGGAACACUCGGGAAGUCCUACACAAGUUCACAGUGGAGUUGCCGAAGAAACAUGGACGAGGAGGUCAAUCUGCGCUUCGUUUUGCACGUCUGCGAAUGGAAAAGCGGCACAACUAUGUCCGAAAGGUCGCUGAGACAGCCACUCAGCUUUUUAUUACAAACGACCGUCCAAAUAUUGAGGGACUUAUUUUGGCCGGCAUAGCAGAUUUCAAAAGUGAUUUAGGGCAGUCCGAUAUGUUUGACCAGAGGCUGCAAGCGAAAUUGAUAAAGAUAGUUGACAUUUCUUACGGUGGUGAAACAGGGUUCAAUCAGGCUAUUGAACUGGCAACGGAUGCAUUAACAGGCGUCAAGUUCAUCCAAGAAAAAAAGCUAAUUCAAAGAUAUUUUGAUGAAAUUUCACAGGACAGUGGUAAGUACUGUUUCGGAGUCGACGAUACGCUUAAAUCUUUGGAGAUGGGAGCCGUUGAGACUCUUAUCGUGUGGGAAAAUCUAAGUGUUAAUCGCUAUGUUCUCAAAAUGCCUACUUCAGAAGGUAAGUCAGUGUAAAGUUUCAUUCCUCAAAUUACAAUUAACGUCUGAUGUCCUCAGUGACAAAUAUUAAUAAAAGGUGGUACUGAGUCUCUUAAGAGAAUUGAGAUGAAUGCCGCCAUGAACAUAAUUGUGAGUCGUACCUUGAGGUCUCGCUACGUCACUCUAUAGUUCACACAUAAUUAAAUCUCGUCACUGCAUUAUCCUGUUAGCUAGAAGUUGCUGGCAGGCAGUACAAGUGACGUAUAACAAAGUUUAGACCAUUCUUGAUGCACACCUCAGAGAUGGGAUGCUGCAUAAAGGCGUGGUCCGACAUUCAGUCUCGGCCAAAAUUAUAUAUGCUUCUUCCUUUCAGAGAACCGGGUUAUUCACCUUCGACCUGACCAGGAAACAGAUCGUCGACAUUUUAUCGAUCCUGAAACAGGUUCUGACUUGGAAAUCCUCGACACUCAACUUCUCUUGGACUGGCUAGCGCUCAAUUAUCGGUCGUUUGGGACUACUUUAGAAAUAGUCACGGAUAAGUCACAGGAAGGAGCUCAGUUUGUUCGUGGUUUUGGGGGCAUUGGUGGUAUUCUGCGCUACCAAGUAGAUUUCAACCACUUGGCGGGUGGUGAUGUUGAUUUCGAAGAUGACUUCAAUCUUGAUGAUUACUGACAAACCAGUCCAACCUGCGGUUGGCGCAGGUUGCCUUAUGGCCGUUCACUAUGGUUGGUAUGCGGUCUUCUAUGGAAUGUUCACAUGGAUGAUUUUUGCAGAAUUACGAAAGUGACUUAUCAAGACUACACUUAUUUUGAUUGCUGUGUUAUCGAAUAAUUCAUUAUCUCUAAUUUCUCGUGUUUGUUUUGUGUCGAAUUCAAUAGAAUAAAGUGAUUUAAUCACUGAUUAA